Rhagoletis zephyria (snowberry fruit fly) is the source of this 2023-nucleotide messenger RNA. Lineage: Eukaryota; Metazoa; Arthropoda; Insecta; Diptera; Tephritidae. The record is from RefSeq and is a predicted model, not a curated record.
AUGGCGGCCGAAAUUAAUGGGUCAGUUGCGGUGGUAGCUGACGCUGGUUUUCAAACUCAUCAAGUUCACCCUUACGCCACUCCGCCGCCGUCCUACUUUUCAGCCGUCCGUGCCAACAAUAGUGGAGGCAGCAGCAGUCAGCAUCAGCAGCAACAGCAACAACAACAGCAGCAGAUGUUGAUGAGCAGCAGCUCCCGAAACUCCCUCGCCAGCAACUCCAGUGCAAACACCAACAACAACAGCCACAACAGCAGCAACUACAUCAACACAAAGACGCUGAUCAGCAAGGCAAUACCUGGAGGUGGUGAAAUGUCCUCAACACCGCCGCCACCGCCCCCUCCUCCUCCGCCCUACUCAAUGUCACUGUCGCUCGCGCAGCAGGACUCAAUUGCGGCCAUAUUCUCACAGAACUUUUGCGCAAACUCAGUGGCAACAUCGGCUGCAACUGUAACUGCUGCAGCAGCUGCUGCGCAUGCUGUUGUGGUCGCCGCUGCUUCGCCUGGCUCAGCCUACGGUGGCUCUAAUUGUGGCUCAUCAGUCACCUCAUCUUCAACUGCCAACAAAUCGGCACUGAACGGCAUUCCCACCACCGAUCCACCUAGCUACGAGACCUCAGUGGCCGCGCUGAAGGCACAACGAGCCGCCGGGACAACAACCAGGACCACCACUACCGCCACCACCAUCGUCACCACGGAAAGCAGCACAAGCCUGACCAGUACGCAUUCAGUGAGCACUGCAGCCAGCCACCACCACAACUGCGAUCUGGUGACCACUAUGGAGUCCAUUCUCAGCGGCAACUUACCGGUGAGCGCUGGACAACAACUAGCGGCGGCAAUCUCAUCAACGGCGGCCAUCACUGAUGCCGCCACCAGCACCAGCACCACCACCACCGUCGGGGCCACCUCAGUGGCCAGUCGAGUGCGGGCCCUAGAAAUGUCCACUCUGGCGGAGAAAAACGUUUCCCUCACUUCCGGUCAGGAGUCAGUGCCGCCGUUGCCACCGAAGCCGUCGGUCAACGGACAGCACAGUGGCCCGACGCCGCCGCCGCUGCCACCGCAGCCGCCGCAUCUUCUCCAGCAACUUCACCACCAUCAGCAGCAGCAGCAGCAGCAUCAGUGUCAGCAGAAUGCGCUGAACAACGCUGAUACAAUCGUAGCAGCAGUCAACGGCAGUGCUGAACAUAAUGGCCACCAGCCAGUUGAGCAAGUAACAAAGUGCCAAACAAUCACCUGUGAAGAUGGCAGCCUGCUGGAGAUUGAGAUGGAGAAAAAUGGCAGCGUGAAGAAGCAGACGCACCUCUCGCCCAUUCCCACCCGUCGCGGCUUCAGCGGCUCCAUUCGAGAGAAGGAACCGCGCGACUUUAAGGUCAUUCAAAAUGCCUCAAAGGCCUUCAAGUUCUACAUGGAGCAGCACAUGGAAAAUCUGGGCAAGCUGACGAAGCAGCGUCAGCUUCGGCGUGAGCAGCUGGAGUCAGAAAUGGCCAAGAUAGGCCUAACUGAUAAGGAUGCCAAUGAGAUGCGGCGAAUGCUCUGCCAGAAAGAGUCGAACUACAUUCGCCUGCGCCGAGCGAAAAUGGACCGCUCGAUGUUCAAGAAGAUCAAAACGAUCGGUGUGGGCGCCUUCGGCGAGGUGGCCCUCGUGAAGAAGGUGGACGUGAACACGCUGUACGCGAUGAAGAAGCUGCGCAAGGCCGAUGUGCUCACGCGAAAGCAGGUGGCCCACGUCAAGGCGGAGCGGGACAUUCUGGCGGAGGCGGACAACGAGUGGGUGGUGAAGCUGUACUACUCAUUUCAGGAUGAGAAGUACCUCUACUUCGUCAUGGACUACAUUCCCGGCGGCGACCUCAUGUCGCUGCUCAUCAAGCUCAACCUUUUUGAUGAGCCACUGGCGAGAUUUUACAUUGCCGAGCUGGUGCUGGCCGUGGAGAGCGUUCACCGGAUGGGCUUCAUCCACCGCGACAUCAAGCCGGACAAUGUGCUGAUCGACAAGGACGGCCACAUCAAGCUGACCGACUUUGGCCUCU